Molecule: messenger RNA, 2768 nt
Organism: Hymenoscyphus albidus
Lineage: Eukaryota; Fungi; Ascomycota; Leotiomycetes; Helotiales; Helotiaceae
Source: the annotation of a GenBank genome assembly
AGCUCAUUGCGUGCUGUGGGCUGUGGUGCUUCGACCUUCGACCCCUCAGUGCGAGGACUCAGCUCAGGACUAUAUUUGCUCGGCUGCCCCUCAACACAAGCUCUUCCUCCUCUCCCAUCACUCUCCACCUGCAAUUUCUUUCUUCCUCCACCCCCGAACGCCUCCAACCCGUUACCAACAACACCAUGCCUAUCGAUGAACCCCCACCAUCCAACAUCCACAACUGCACCCCUCACCAUUUUGGUCUCCCCGACCAAGGAGCGGGACCUGACCUGACGUAGCCAGAAUACCUAGGUACUUGACCUACCUAGGUACUUGACCUACCUAGGUAAGGUGGACUUCUUACUAACAUGGUGGGUUGAACCCACCGGUCUUGUUGCCAGCUCCAGCCGCCUGCAGCUGAGCACCAAACCGCCAUUUGUCAAUUUGUUGAAACUAGGCAUUAUGAUGCCACCAAACCUGGCCAACAGCUGCAUCCAAUGCUUCGUACGAGGCUUCAUGCCCCUGAUCGAACCAAACAUGUGGGUUGGCUUCGAGGCUCGGAGGUGGUAGAUGGUGGGUGUGGGGGUGUGCUGGCCUUCGUUUGGUCGUGGCUUCCCGUGUCGUUCCAGCUUGCCUCGAGCUAGCUUUUGCUUGCAGAUUCUGUAGGUCUGGAACUCGCAACUUUACUUAAAAUCACUCAGUGCCCUCACCAAAGUCCUCUUUAUCACGUUCAAUUGUUGGACCAUUCCCCACGACUAGAUUCACUGCCAAUCUGGAAUACGAUUGCCGGUUUGAACGGACGGAUAGAAGCAUUACUUGGAAUACAGACUGCUUUCGCGGAAUUUACUACCUACAAAACUACUCCCAAUCGGAGCGAAGAAACUAUGUCGACGAAACCUAUUUUCGUGGCUACCCACCCACGGGCUUGCAGCACUGCUUUUGAACGGGUAAGCGUUGGAAACGUUGCACAUCUGCCCUCGCCAAUGACUAACGAGUCACUCGCAGGUUUUCAUGACCCGUCGUGAUAUUCUCACAUGCGUCCACGAACCAUUCGGAGAUGCUUUUUAUUUCGGCCCUGAGAGAUUGAGCGCCAGAUACGAAAACGACGAGAAGGCUAGAGAAGAGAGCGGCUUCAAAGACAGCACAUAUAAGACCAUAUUCGAAAGGAUUGAGAGAGAAGGAAAAGAGGUUCGACCCAGGCUUUACUAGAAUUAUCAAUCCAAGUAGCGAUCGUGUCUUUGGGAUCUGUCAUGAUGUUCGAAAACAAACAAAAGGGGCAAUGCCGGGUUUCCCACGGCGAGUGCUUCGGGUUAUGCUGGAAGUUUUUCUGCCUGCCCUAGUAUCUGUCCUUUGUACAUCCACCUGAUAUUGGACUGUUAUGAGGCAUGUCCCAACUCUCCAUGAUUGCAUAUCAAAUGAGAGCUUGGAAAUAAUACCGAUUGAAAACUUAUACUUUAUAGGGAAAACGUCUUUUUAUCAAGGAUAUCACUCACUAUCUUUCUCCGCCUGACGGAAAACUUGCAACCAUUGCUCCUUCGCUUGGAGGAAAAUCAGCCAAAAAGGGGGUGGGAACAAAUGGCGAGACAAAUGGAGCUGUGGGUGGGGUGUCGGAAAAUGGAGUCAAUGGUCACUCCAAUGGCGCCGCCAAUGGACACGCCAAUGGAACCAAUGGCAAAACCAAGGCACCCUACCCAUACGACACGGCUCCUGAGCCAGGAAAUCCUACAGUCGUGCCCGCUGAGAUCUUGAAACAAUUUCACUUUACAUUCCUUAUUCGGCACCCUCGUUACAGUAUCCCAUCAUACUAUCGUUGCACCAUUCCUCCAUUGGACAAGGUUACCGGAUUUCAUGACUUCAUGCCAUCUGAAGCCGGAUACGAUGAACUUCGACGUGUGUUUGAUUUUCUCAAGGCUGAAAAUCAAGUGGGACCAACUCUUGCCGGUGGAGAAAAGAUCAUAAAGGAAGGAGAAGUUACAAUUACCGUAAUCGAUGCAGAUGAUCUUCUGGAUGAUCCAGAAGGAAUCAUCUCUGCGUAUUGUAAGGAAGUUGGUAUUGAAUACUCGCCUAAAAUGUUGAUUUGGGACACUGAAGAGGAUCAUGAAAGAGCUAGAGAAGCUUUUGAGAAGUGGACAGGUUUUCAUGACGAUGCUAUCAAAAGUAACUCUCUUAAGCCUAGAAGUGCUGCUCAUGUAAGUUUUUUUUCCCCAUUUUUCCAAUUCUUCUUGCGCAACGCCAAUGUCUUAAUGGCAGCGAGGGAAAUUUGAAUCGCAACUAACCAACCCUAUAAGAAGAAGAAGGAUAAACCCGUCGAUCUCGAAAAUGAGGAAUGGAAGCAGAAAUAUGGUGAAACGGGACAGAAGAUCAUCCGAGAGACGGUGGAUGCUAAUCUCGCCGAUUAUGAAUACUUGGAAUCCUUUGCGAUUAAGGUUUAGAUUUAGAGUCCCUGUUGCUUGUGGCGUUUUGGUACAAAACACCAAGCUGCUGAGAAUGGUAUAUGUAGACUUGGACUUGAUGAUUUGUUGGAGGGAUGGAAGGAUUUGGAAUGGUACAGUACAGUAUAUGGACUUACGGUUGACAUCAGUAGACUGGGGAUCAUGGAACUGGGAAUUACAAAUAUGGGAAGUGGGAGGAGUAUGAAUGAAUGUUGAUGAGUGAUGAGUCUUUUUUAGUUUAGUUUUUUUUCAUUGGGUCGUAGUAGUGGCCCUUUAUUGUUAUAUGUGUUUCUUUGGGUAUAUGUGUAGAAGAAUGUUAAAUAAUUAUGUUUACUGAGGACUUGAGAUGUUAUG